UUUACUGGAAGAAAUGUAGCGGAGUAUAAAUAUCUUCCUACGGUUGUGCUUUAGAAAACGCCCUUAACCCAAUAAACCACAACAGCGACGAAUGUAGUUUCUUUAUAAUAAUUAACCGCACCGUGAGGAGGCUUACAAGACAGCGUGCUCUAGUGAAUUGUUGUCUCCUUUCAUUUUGUUCAUUCACAGAUAAGAAAAGAAGCGACUUAAAAGAAGUACAAAGGGCACUGUGUUUAAUAAAGUCUGCAUUUUCAAGGCAGAGCUACGACGACAGUCAGGCGAAUCACCGAACCAAGGAGUACCGGUGGAGAACUCGGUUACGCAGUUUUCUUCUUGAACAAUUUGAAGAGACUGGCUGGGCGGUUCCGCAGGAAGAAAAAUGCCUGGACGUAAUAAUAAUAAUAAUUCUGAGGAUAACGUGUUUAUGAUUUCAAUAUGUCUGGGGCUGGCCUUGUUUAUUGUCAGUGUGACUGGAGAAUGUGACUACCCUCCAGAUUAUCCCAAUGCCGUACUGAAAGAAGAACAUCAAACUCAAGGGCCACCUGACUUUGUAGAGGGGUUUAAAAUCACUUAUACAUGUCAGAGUGGGUAUGUACCGAACGGUGGAUCUCCAAAAAUCACUUGUACCAGUUCACAGUGGUCACCUCUGACCUUGGUGUGUGAACGCCGAUCAUGUGGAAAUCCAGGAGAGAUACUUAAUGGAUACUUUAAUACUGAUGAGGGUGUUCUUUUUGGAGCCAAGGCUUAUGCUGUUUGUAAUGAAGGAUACCAGUUGGCAGGCAAUGGUGUCAGAAACUGUCACGCUACUGGCUGGGACGGUGCCAUUCCUAUAUGUGAAAGUGUAAAGUGUCCAAACCCUCCAUCGAUUGUAAAUGGUGAAAUCACAAACCCACCUCAGGGAACUGUCACGUUUGGCACGUCAUUUACCUACACGUGUAGUAAAGGGGUUCUGGUGGGUAAUAGGGAGCUUGUUUGCACCAAAUAUGGAAACUACAGUAGUGAUCCUCCAACAUGUAAAGAUCACAAAGGCUGCCCUUCUGUUCAAGUGGAAAAUGCCGUUAAGACAGCUGGAUUUGGACCAGUUUAUAAAUAUAAGGAUUCCAUUACCUUUGCUUGUAAUCCUGGGUAUAUUCUUAAAGGCACUGCCACUGUUAACUGUGGAGUAAAUGAAACUUGGGAACCUCAACUUCCGACUUGUGAAAAAGCUCCAACCACACCCACAACAACAACAACAACAACUACAACUACCACCACAGAAGUGCCUCCACCACCCUCUCCUGCUCCAACCACCACAACCACAGAAGUGCCUCCACCACCCUCUCCUGUAGGAUGUGGUAAAACAUGUGGAAUCAUCCUUGGUGUACUUGUUUCUGUCAUAUUGGUGGUUAUUGCUCUUCUGGUCUAUUGCCUGUAUUUCAGAAAUACGAAAGGCUCAUACCACACUGCAGAAGACAAUAAGAGGUUUGCUAUUAAAGAUGAGCAACAUACCAUGAAUUGCGCUUGAAAAGGAAAUCUUCUUCUCCUCACACUGAUGCUGUUUAUUAAAUCGAUGCUAUAGGAUUCUCACCAGUGGCUUGCAUCAAUACAGACACUAUGAUCUGAUUGUUGAAUAUUUUUUCACUGCAAAUUAAAUUGUGUGCACCUCUGUUUCAGCAAUAGGUAGGGGCUGAAGUUUGCAAUAAAUCGUUUAAGUAGCCUGUA
Messenger RNA from Polyodon spathula (Mississippi paddlefish), 1701 nucleotides. RefSeq names its product membrane cofactor protein-like. The record is from RefSeq and is a predicted model, not a curated record. NCBI's taxonomy places the organism in Eukaryota, Metazoa, Chordata, Actinopteri, Acipenseriformes, Polyodontidae. Bases 380 to 1504 code for a protein of 374 amino acids. The transcript has 12 exons.